AUGCGCCGAAGGUUUCCUGUUGGCCACCUACUCCCGCGCUGCAUGCUGGCGUCGGUGCCGCUCAGUGCUUCGCGUGCGCUCAGCAGCACCCCAGGUAAAGUAGAGUUGCGCGUCAAGAAGCGAGACGGCACGCACUGCCACGUGUAUGUGCCAGUGGGCAUCUCUCUCAUGCAGGCCCUCCGUGACGUCUCGAAGAUGGAUGUGGAGGGCGCCUGCAACGGGGCAAUGGUCUGCGCCACGUGUCACGUCAAACUCUCGGCGGCGUCCUUCAAAAAGACGGAAGGACCCUCCGAGGGGGAAGAGGACGUUCUAGCCAGGGCUCUGGACGUGGAGGAGACGUCCCGGCUUGCGUGCCAGGUGGACCUGACCCCCGAGUUGGAUGGCUUGGAGGUGGAGCUGCCCUCAUACGAGAUGGACCGCUCCUAG
Leishmania mexicana MHOM/GT/2001/U1103 is the source of this 426-nucleotide messenger RNA. Its product is annotated as adrenodoxin-like protein. The record is from RefSeq and is a predicted model, not a curated record. The transcript has a single exon. Lineage: Eukaryota; Euglenozoa; Kinetoplastea; Trypanosomatida; Trypanosomatidae. Bases 1 to 426 code for a protein of 141 amino acids. Gene Ontology annotation, biological process: P450-containing electron transport chain. Gene Ontology annotation, molecular function: 2 iron, 2 sulfur cluster binding. Gene Ontology annotation, cellular component: mitochondrion.